AUGCGAUUGCGAGUCUCCAUUGCGUCCGUUGCGGUAGCAGUGGCCGUCGUGUCACUCGCGACCACGCGAGUCGUUGAGGCCCGACCGAUGCACGCGGCCAUUGUGUCGAAAUACCACCGGUACCUUGAGGAAAAGGACCAGGUGCAGGCCGAGCUGGACGAGUGGCUCACCGAGUAUGGAGCAGGCGGCCGCAAGCACGGGUACAUUCCAGUCACCGAGUCCCGCAGCACGGAAGACGAGCUUGAAGACCAGCGCCAGCGGUUCUACAUGUCCAAGCAGCUGGCCAAAGAAGCGCGCGCGGCGAACCCCAUGGCUGAAUUCGGGACGCAGAACCCAUUUACGUUGAUGACCAUGGACGAGUUCCAGCAGUUCUUGCAAAACUCGCACCUCAAUGCCCGUAACAAGACAGAGACUUCGCGCACUGCAAAGCCCAAAGACCCGCGGCGAGCAAAGACCCCCUGGCCAACCCGUUCGUCGUCCGAGCGCGAGGACGACGAGGGAAACGGUCGGGACGAGACGGAGGACGGCACGCGACGACGGGCGUCAAAGCCGGUGACGGAACGUUCGAGAGCAGAGCCUUCGGACGGUCGUCGGCUUCGUGAGGCACAGAGUAGUCAGUUUUCGCUUCAAUUAGGAGGCAUCAGCAUGAACGGCGGGGACUACGGGUUCAGGAGUACGGCUGAUGGCAGCACGCAGUCCACCGAGCAGACAGAUCUCUCUGGAACGGAUUUCAGCGAUAGUCCCGGCAGCAGCGGUACGAGCGGCGACAACACGAACGGCGGGUGGAACUUCGGAGCAGUGUCGAUUGGGGACGGGGCUCAAGUCGCUCCAGUCUCCGAGAGCAACACUGAUAGUAGUAGCCCGAGUUGGUGGGGAUCGCAUACGUGGGGUGGCACAAGUUGGUGGGGUACGGCGGGAAGCGGCGACUCGAAUGCUGGCGCCCAUUCUGGCACAAAUUCGUGGGGCACGGCAGGAAGUGGCGACUCGAAUGCUGGCACCCACUCUAUCACGAGCUGGUGGGGCAUGGGGGGAGGCGGAGGCUUGAAAGCUGACGCCAAUGCCAACACUAACACGAACAAUGCUGGCACAUGGACCUUCAAUUCCGAUGGCGGAGACACAAAUGCUGGUACGUGGACAUUCAAGCCAACGCAACCGUCCGACUCGAGUCCGCAGGAGACCAUAGCAAUAAACCCGCAGUGGACUAUCGAUCCGAACUCGCAGAUAACUCCAGCACCGGACUCGCAGUGGACGCCAGCACAGGACACACAGUGGACGCCUGCAUUGGACUCGCAGGAGUCUUUGGCUUCGAAGUCACAAGAGACUGCAGCAUCAGACUCGCAGGAGACUGCAGCGUCAGACUCGCAGGAGACUUCAGCGUCAGAGUCGCAGGAAGCUUCGACCUCGAAGUCAGGAGAGACCCCUGCACCAGAGUCGCAGGAGACUGCAGCGUCAGACUCGCAGGAGACUUCAGCGUCAGAGUCGCAGGAGACCCCAGCACCAGAGCCGCAGGAGACCCCAGCACCAGAGUCGCAGGAAGCUUCGAAUCCGGAGCCGCAGGAGAUUUCAGCACCAGAGUCACAGGAGACCCCAGCAUCAGACUCGCAGGAGACUGCAUCUUCGGCUUCAUCGAGCUACCAGCGGCGGAAACCUUCGUCUUCCGACAGCGAGCCGGCUGCUGCACAGGAGCCUGCAGAUGAUGAAUCGGCGAGAGCUCCGUCGAGUCCGUCAGCCUCGUCACGUGCUACCGAUCGUGCCCCGGCGUCUGAUCCUGCGCGUGAAUCCACACCGGUGCCACGACGGGAGCCUGCAGUUGCUCCUGUCAGUCAAACCGACGAGUCCACUGUCAGUGCUUCAACGAGUGCGAGUGCAGCGGGCGCGAGUCCAAGUGCUGACGCAGACGCUGUGGACUGGAGCACGUCUCCUUGCGUCCACGCUCCUACGCUGCAAGGCCAGUGUGGCAGUUGCUGGGCGUUCGCCUCCAUCAGUGCACUGGAAGCCGCUCAGUGCAUUCGCAAUGGGGACAAGAACGCGUCCGAGUAUUCCAAGCAGCAGCUCGUGAGCUGCGAUACCAAGAACUUUGGCUGCAACGGUGGCGCGCCCGUGUACGCGCUCGAGUACCUCCGGGACAAUGGCGUCUGUACCGAGAGCAGCUAUGCGUACACGUCCAUCGAAGGCGGUCAACCAGCUGCGUGUGCCAAGUCGUGCACGCCCGUCAAGUCCGGUAUCAAGGAGAUCAAGAAGAUCGAACAGGGCGACGAGCGCGCGUUGCUCCGAGCCGUGCAGCAGCAGCCCGUGAUUGCGUCCGUCGUGUCCAACAACGCCGUCUGGAAGCAGUACAUCAGCGGUGUGAUCACUUCGUGUCCGCCGGCGCCGAACGUGGACCAUGCGACGCUCGUGGUCGGCUACGAUGCCACGACGAUCAAGAUCAAGAACUCGUGGGGUACCGAGUGGGGCGAAGAGGGCUACGUGCGCGUGAGUCGCACUGCAAGCGGCAUGGGGACAUGCGACGUGCUCAAGGACAUGUCGUACCCGGAAUUGUAA
Messenger RNA from Hyaloperonospora brassicae, 2541 nucleotides. The record is from the annotation of a GenBank genome assembly. NCBI's taxonomy places the organism in Eukaryota, Oomycota, Peronosporomycetes, Peronosporales, Peronosporaceae.